Molecule: messenger RNA, 16375 nt
Organism: Columba livia (rock pigeon)
Lineage: Eukaryota; Metazoa; Chordata; Aves; Columbiformes; Columbidae
Gene: ARHGAP24
Product: Rho GTPase activating protein 24
Exons: 9
Coding region: 13937-15892 (651 amino acids)
Biological process (GO): negative regulation of ruffle assembly; negative regulation of Rac protein signal transduction; activation of GTPase activity
Cellular component (GO): focal adhesion
Molecular function (GO): GTPase activator activity
Source: RefSeq, a predicted model, not a curated record
UUCAAAAUGUUGCAAAAUUUGGGUGAAAGCAGGUAAAGAUAACAGUUCUAAUAGGAUUUGAAAACAAGAUUCAAUUGUAGUUAAUAUUCUGAAAAUACACAGACCUCAUUUUAUAGGAGGCUUGUAGUACAUUGAAAAAGAAUUGGAUGGAAUUGAUCCAUUGUUUUGGUUUCGUCUGUGGAUUAAGUCCACAAUAGGAUUCACAUUUUUGUGCACUGACCGUAACAUGGAUUUUUCUCUAAGACAAAGCCAUGGUCUUUUUCAGGGCCGUGAAGUGGUGUACUAGCACUAUUUUGCUUAAGGUAGGACCUCUUCAAAACCUCUAACUGCAUACAUAGAAAAAAAUUAGAUAAAUUAACAGUCACCAGUGUUACAAUAGUUGGGACACUGAUUUUUAACCUAUGUUGAGAUUCUCAGUACAGAAGUAAUUGCAAAUACUACACACUGCCAUCAGCAAGAUGGACAAAUACGUAUCCUGCUUUUUUCUGCAACAUUUUAUAAAGAGUUUCAGAAAUUAAAUUUUUUGUUGUUGUUUGCCCAAGGCAUGCUUGUUAGUGGAACAUGGAGAAAACAUUCCUUCAGAAGGAGAAAUGAAAAUUUUGUAUUCAGGUCUUGCAUGCCCAAGCAACCCAACUGAUCUUGUGAAAAUCAGCAGAGAAAUAAGAUUUUUCUGCUCACUUGAAAGAACCUGGUGAAACUACGGAGUUGGGUUCCUAGACGGAAAAUACCAUUUUAAACCGCUGGAGCGUAUCUUGUGAGGGACAAAGAGAGCUGAGCUCCCUGUGGCUGCAGAGAAGGGGAGCAGUGUGUCGUGUAAAGACUCCAUGAGAACGGCAACUGUUCAUUGCAGCCUAGCUCUUAUUAUGUGGGAUCACAGUAGUGGAAAGGGCCUUUUAAAAAACUUGCUUAGGAACACACAGCUCUGAAUGUGUUUAGAUCUUGGAUCCACUUUGCUGAAUUGCACGGAAGUCCCGAUGUUGCCUUCAGCGUGUUCGAAAUGGGUUGGUGGGAGCUGCCUGAGUUGGGGAACAGGGAUGGGCUGGGGUGGUGCUUUGGGAUGGUGCUCUUCUCCAGCAUGGCCUCUGAAGGCUGUGUUGUGGCUGCUGGUGGUGACAUUUGUGUGCCUGUCACCUUUGAGAACAGUUGUAACCAUUUUAAGGACAAGUAAAAUGCCCUUUGUAGUUCUUCAGUAGGAAAAUUUUAUUAUUGUCGUUUCUUUGGCCCAUGUUCCUUAUUUCACUUUCCUGUGGGUGGGAACCAUGAGCUUUGUGUGGGAUAAACUGACAAGACUCUUAACUGCACUGUUGUUAUUUCUAAUUUCUUACAAAAGGCAGUAACUACCAGGUCAUGAGUAAAGUCUCUCUGCCUUCAGCUGCAGGGAAGUAAACUUUUUCUAAUUUCCUGUGGGACUGGAAGUGCAUUAUUGCUACAGGGUGUAAUGAUAAAAUACACUGAACCUUACACACCCUUUGUGUGUACAGAGUUGGUGACACAAUGCAAUAGUAUGUGUAUCAAGCAUUUGCAUAUGGGCAGUUAUGUUAAGUGUUUUCCUAAGAGAUCACAUCUGUGGGAACUGCAUAAUAAAACUGGGAUUAAUGCAGUCACUGAGCAUCAGGUGAGGCCUGGGCAUCUCUUCUCCAUCUGCUCUGGUUUUGCCUGCUCAGUUUAUUGGUGGGUGAGGGACUGACUUGUCUGUAUCCAUCCUCUUCCAGUGUCUCAUAAGCUGAAUGGGCAGGGAAAAAUCACAUAUAUGUGGUGGAGUGUUGCCAAAUCCCUUCCUUUGCCAAAUAUAUCCAGUCAUCUCUGGAAAUAUGCAUUCUUCUAGUUUAGGUCAUAAAUUAAAAAUGGGCCUCUUGUCACGUACGUGCUUUUAUAGAUAUUAGCACUGUGAUAUUAGAGGCUGGUGGGAAUUUAGUUUGUGUAGAUAUUCACAUCUAGGCAAGUACAGAGAAAAAUUAGCCCCGUGCAAAGAUUUCUUUAGUGUGAUCCAAAAGUAAAAGAGCUGUGGCUUUGGGAUGUUGAGAUGUUUACUGCAGGAGUCCGCUCACUUCUUGUUUUCUUGAGUCUUGUACUGAAAUACAAAUCCUGUGAAAAUACCUCGUAUCUUAACUGUGUCAUUUUGCUGCUUUCUGCUGAUGAGUCUUAUUACUUGUUAAUUACUUAGUGUAAACACCAGAUGUAAAGAAGGACCACUAUGCUUUCUUGCUUGAUUUGACACCAUUUAAAAACAGAUCACAUGGAAAUGCUGGUUUGUACUCUCUUACAGGAUGCUAAUAUCUACCACUUUUUCAAGGAACAGUAUUAGUUAGACACUGUCAAGAGGUUAAUUUUAUUCUCUGACUGCUGGAUUUUGAUAGGUUUGUAAGAUAACUACAAGGAAGUUUUUAAGCAAUACUGUGUUGCACUUAAUACUUAUAGUCACAGGACUGUUCACUCCUUCUUUGUAGGCAAAUAUUGCUACUGUGCUGUUCUAUCAGAUUAUGAAACUGAUGGCUGGUUUCUGCUUAGAGGAGUGAACAAAAGGUUAAUAUUCAAAUUUAUUAAUUGUUUAUUCCAACCUUAAAAUUCUUCAUAACUUCUAUGGAAACGUUGUGUAUCACUUAAAAUGAAAAGGGUGGAACAGGUUGUUUUGUUUUGUACAGGAGGGUUCUGUGAAAUACUGGAAUGUUUCAUGUCCUCCAACCAUUUCUGUAAGGAAUUCAACCCCGUUGAAUUCUACAGAAUCCUUUUGUUAAACUAUAGACCAUAAUUUUCUAGCUAACUCCUGCAUGAGUUUUCCAGAAGUGUCUUUCCUGUCCCAUAUAAUUAAAACACAGGAUGUAAGUGAGCAGGGGGGAAGCUCCCAACAGUUUUGGGUUGGGAGAAUAACAACCCUAAUAAAUCAGAGACAACUGUCACCAUUCAUCAUCUGAAGUAUCAAGUAGAGCUUGCUGGAGCAGAAGGGAUGUCCUUCCAUGGGAGUGACGAGGCUGGUGGCAGGACGCCUAAGAUCACAUAGCAGCGAUGGGAAGAAGGUCUGUUAAAAUCGAGGGGAGGGUUCUUCUGCACAGAUCCAGGGUGGACAGUUCUGCAAGGAGGUCGGACAACUCCUUCGGUGAGGUGGCCUGAGACCCGACUGUAGUUUUCAGCUAUUGGUCACAGUCUGCAGACCGAGGGGUGACAGCCAGUGUUGUCUUCAGUUGUACGUUUCAGUAGGUAACUGCCACGUUUUGUAAGGCAAUCUUGAUUUUUGUUUCUAUUUCUAUUGCACACCAGAAGCUGAUGUUCUUUGACCAGCUGUUCUUCAUUUCUUACUAGGUUUACAAUGACUUGUGAAAUCCUUUCUCUCCAUAGCUUAUGUAUUUAUAGUGGGAGCUAGAUUAUCUUUUGCUUACUUAAAAUUAUGUACCAGAAUGUGCAAAUCAAACUUGAGAUAAAACCAAGGUGUGGAGGGGUGAUUGAUAGGUUUUCAGUGCUCAGUUGGUUACACUGACUAUAUGAAAAAUGAGGCUCCUUUUGGGGACAAGUUAAAUGCUUAAAACUACAGUUCACUGUUUUAUUAUCUUAGCCCUGGCACUGCAGUGGAUAAUUAAACUACAUAAAUGGAGCAUUAAUGAUGAAAAAAAAUGAAGAAUGCAUUCUUCAUUUGAAGAGAGCACUUGACCAUAUGGAAAUUACUCUGUAUUUUAGCAAAGUUCUGAGAAACUGAACUAGCAAAUUUUCAGUGUCUGUUGAGCUGCCUGCCAUGUUGGCUAGCAGAUAGCAAAGCUUGAAGUUUCCACGAUGGCUUGCAUUUGGAGGAGAGCCUUGAAUUUGCUGUGUUCCUUUUUCCCAAUAAAAUACAUGUUUCUGAAAAUGGUGAAGGUGUUUUAAUAGCUUUCAAGUUUGAGGCCUAAGGGCAGGCAAUGAAUAGAACUUGGCCUCCUUUUCACUCUUCAGUUGCUGUAUGGGCAAUGGCCUCUUGCAGCAUUUCCUGGGGAUUUCACUUGUCUUUACUUCCGGCUGUCAACUCCUUCAGCUGGUUGUUAAUACGGCAUGAGCCUUAUGUAUUUAAAUACAGGGUUCAUUUUGUGGUUAGCUUUUUGUGCUUAAGGUGUUGCUCUUGGAUGCUGUGUUUCUUAGUGAAGCUUCUUUGAGGGUGGUUAUUGUGAGUUACACUUGGUUCAUAAGGAGUUCACAUUUUCUGUUGGAUACCUAGCUAAAAUAUUAUAAUAGAGUCCUUUAUUUUGAAUAUGUGUUGCUCUACAUAUACAAUACCUAUUUAAUGAGUUGUGGGUAUGUAGUGAGAAGCUUGAGUGUGGAUAUGACUAAAGAGAAGGAAUGACACAAAGUCUGUCCCAUGUCUGAUGUUUGUCGUUUAUUAGCAUGUUGCAGAUUUUAAAUAGCAAAGGGGAAAUUAAUGGAAAAUAGUAGCCAUUUCAAACAAAAACGUUGUGUUACAGGUAGCACUAGGAAGUGAACUUUGGAUGUUCUCAUCUUGGAAAAAUUAAACAGCUUUUGAGAAAGAUUUUAUUAACGUUUGCUUUGCUGGAAAAUUAAUGGGAGUGGGAAUCAAAUGAAGCAAAACGGGUGGAAUAAGGUCUUCAGGAACCUGUAAAGGACUUGAGGUGACAUGGAAUGGUGGUACAUUGCGACCUCUGGCCAUCACCUCUUUCCUCAUGUCUGUGCAGAUGUCCUUAUUGGGUAUAUAUGUUGGAUGUCAACAGCCAUAGGGGAAAACAAAAUAGCUGAAGGAUUUCAGGUGUUGUGACAGAGAUAGCAGGAGACUAAAUGAGGAGUAGAUAGCCAUUUUGCCAUGGCAGCAAAGAGGAGGGGGGACCUAAAGAGACACUUUGUGUGGUGUGCUUGGGUAGUGCUGCAUGUGAAACAGCCACACGGAACUAGAAGGGCCUAAAUCAAAUACCAGAGAUUGGGGAGAUUGUAUUUUUGAGGGCAACAGCAUGAAGUGAGGCUCUCAAUAACAGUGUUUUAGUUUUCUUUUAAAUUUUUUACUGUAUUUUUGUUUCAUGCUUUCAGUAAAGUAUUAAGAAACUUUAGCAGGAGCAGAGGCCAUAUCAUCACUACCUAACCUAGCCGAGAAGCAUGAUAUAUAUUGUUAGGUAGAAGAAAUAAUAAAAAUAUAGAAGGUGCACAGAUGUUGACAAAAUAAUACGUUUCUUUUCCCCACACAGUAUACAGGCUGUCUUCCACCUUGCUUUCAAACACUCAAAGUAACUUCUUGUCCUUCAGGGGUUAGCAGCCCCCUUACGUGUUUUAAGCAUUCAUAGGUGUGAUGAGAGGCUUGUGGCAGUCAGUCUGGGGUGGCCACAGAGGAAGAUAGAGUGGAUAGUCCACAAGGACUCCUUCCUCUAAGUGACAAGCAGAUAACAGUGGUCUGGUUCCUUGUAAUCUCAGCUAAUCUCUUGAUCUUGUCAGGAGGGAGCUCUUGUGCAUUAGACUAAUCAUGAUAUCAGGUCAUCGCUUAGAGAUGAUAAGCAGUUAUGUGAUAAUUGUUUCAGUCUACAGUUUGACCCUUGCAUGCUGCUCUGUGUACUGUGGUGGGCUUUUGAAUGAUCUUUCUCUUUUCCUGUUAAAGGGAAUUUCAGCACUGUAGGAGGUCCUUGUCCAUUAAAAGGGCCCAUCAUUAUGACUUUUUUUUCUGCUCUUCCUUUUAUUUACUUGAAUCUGGUACAAGUUCAGCAUGGCUCCUGAACUAACAAAAUGAAUAGCUCACAAGAGAGCCUCGUUAGUCUUUAAAUGAAAAUAAUUGAGUUCUUUUAGCCUAUUAGUGCUUAAGAAUAGCCUUCUCUAAGUCCAUUACCUCUGGGAUAAAAGCCGUAUUUGCAGCUGAAUAAGCAGCAUGUACAACAUGACUUGUUGCUAGGGAAAGAGGCUUUCCUAGUCCUUGCCAAGCCAAGUGUCUUGUGUAGUAGAUAAAAUCUGAGUGACCUCAAACUGUGUUCUUGAAAUCCUCUUUACUCUUCAGUUGGCAGCCUGAGAAUAUUUCCAUAAGUGACUUUGGCUUUCUGGAGCUGCUCUCAUUCCCUUUCCAACUCGGACAGUCACUGAUGUGGGGAAAGAAACUUCUACCUAUCGACACUGAAUCUGCGAGGGCAACGCUUGCUACUGGCGCUCGUCUCAUCCAAGUGAAAUGCCCGGGCCCUGGCAGAAUGGUCUGUUAAACUGUCAGCCUUGUCCUUUUCCAUCACUGCAGCAAAGGGCCAACUUCUUUACUGUCCAAGUGUGUGGUUAGUCAUCAAGAAGUGGCUCUGUGACCAACUGCAGGAGUUGGCAGUGGUGGAGGUGACUGCCAAAAAUGCAAUGUAUGUCUUAGGAAGGCAGAAUUUAGGUAGCAAGACAAAUAAUAACAGGCUACAGGGAGUGAAGUAAUGUGGAGCACCUUCCUGGGUAUUCUAACGUGGGCUUAUGUCAGACCUGCAGAUGUGGCCCAGUGCUUUCCAGUAAACUGGUGUUUUUUGGAAUCCUGAGCUACAACUGGGAAGUGUGACCAUAAUUCUGCUCCUGGAUUUGUCACCAGUGUGGUGGACUAACCCAGGGUCUUGGGUUGUGGUGACAUGCUUUUCUUGAUUUUAAUGGCUGAACCCCAGUUUUGUUGAAGCCAUUGUUACUGGUUUCCAUCAAGAAUCAUUCCAGGGUUGUUAAAAUAGACUGUGGGGUGUAAAAAUGUGCUAAGAGAGUAGUUUUGUCAGAGUACAUUUAAACAAGGUAUGUAACUCUUCAUCAGGAAUGAGGCAUGUCAGAAUGCUUUUUUUCUCUUUAACAACUGAAGUUUGUAAUAACUGCACGGAACACAGGGCAGUGGAGGAGGAUAUGAGAGGAUGCUGUACUGAUUAGCAUAAGAAACUUGAAUGCUGCAGAUCCGUGGCAGUGCCUUUAUUCAGCUCAGGUUAAUCAGACAGGUCCUUCUACCCUGCAGAAAUGAGGACUGUUUGAUUUUAGAACUCCUUCCUUUUCCUUUAGUGACAGCAAGUUCAAGAGUUGAUAUUGAGUGGGUGAAAAAGAGUAGUUCUUGGUUUUAAAAAGUUUAAAUGCCAAAAAGACUUUGUGGUUAUUGCUCUGACAUCUGCUGUCAUAUUUGUCACCAUCUGUUGGAAAGACAUUGCAGAGGACAGCAUGGACCAGGACAAACUGCAGCUUGCUUGGUGCUGGCAUAAUGUUAAUAGUAACAAGUGACCAAAGCCCAAAAAUCCUGAUGGUGUCUAUAAUGUGAGGCUGAGUCCUUCUCACCCUUUGGACAGACAGAUGCUGUAGUCAUCUUAGUUUAAUAACAGAGACAAGAAUCUGACAAGGCUGCUGAUGGUUGUCACUUGUUUGACUGGAACUCGUAUUUGAAAGGCCUCUUGGCCAGAGAUAUCUUAAGUUUGGAAUAUAUAUUACGAAACAGCUGUGUAUCAGUUAAAAUGCUUUUGAAACUCAGUGAUGAUGACUGUGUACGGAAUAUCAAACAGAAGUGUUUGCAGGCUUUGGCACUUGCAUUAGUUUUUGUAUGUGAUAAAGCCAUUUGUGUUAGAAAAUAAUUUUCUUUAUCUGAAAUUCCUCUCAGCACGCAAAGCUUUUUUAAAUCUUUACGUAAAUGGGAACACGAGCCUUUAUCUUAUUCUUGGGAGGGAGGUCAUUAAAUUGUAGUACAAAUUUGGAUUUCAAAAUGAAAAUCUAUCCAGUCCCCUAGAGUGGAGUAAUAUCUCAUUAGCUAAUCUUCUCUCUUUCAAGGCGGGGGGAGGGAAGAGCAGGUUUCCUUGGAGGGAUCUAUACAAUGAGAGGGAAAGGGGGUGCUUUAGAGGUGGGGUUUCUAACCCAGAGCUGUGGAAAAUAGCUUUUUGUUCCCUAACACAAACCCUGCUAAAAAUAGAUACUGUUGCUUCAAAUGAACUCAUUGCUGUUUGUGACGAUACUGUUUAUUAUCUUGCAAUUCAAGGGAGAUCUUGGGCUGGAGAGCUUUUUUGUUCUGUUUGUGCUGAGUGUAUUCCAGGGGAUCCCACUUCUUGACUGGGACUCCCAACAAUGGACCAUAGCAGUAGAAAAGAUGGUAACUGGUUUCGUCCUGUGUAGCUCCAAGCCGCUCUUCAGAUAUCUUUAUGAUGCAGGCAGAAAAGGAAUUUGAACCAGAGUCUUCUGAUUUAGUGGCUCUCAGUUGGGCUAGUUUUUCAUGAUAUACAUACUUAAAUGUUUGUCAGGCUAAAGAGCAAGCAUGUGUGAAUGGCUUUAGCCAAAUGGAUGGGACCUGGGUUGUGAGACCCUGGUGUUCUUCCUCUGCAGUGUGAAUGUUUAACCCUUUUGUUCCUAGGGAUGUGGUGCACCCAGCCUGCCCUGUCCCACAGGAGGGAACUUUCCUUUGGGUGCUCAUUGGGAAAGGUGGGAAUUGCUGCUGGCUUUUUUGUAUCCAGGCAUGUACACAAGUAACCGAGUUCCUGAAUAAAAAUGGGAAAUCAUAGCAGUAUAAUCCCUUUUCCUUUGGGUAGAUGUUUCCCAGGACGGCUGUUCAGUGAAAAGCCUUGGAAUGGCUGAAGUCUUUCUUUGCUUUAAAAGCAGCAUUUGGUAUCAACUCCUCCAUCCAACUCCAAAAUACGCCCGUGAGUACAGGUGUCUCGUCUUGAAUUGUCACGAGGCGCGUUCAGAAGUGGCUCACUUGCAAGUGUCUGCUUCGCAAAGGUUACCCGUCUAGCUACAUUGAAUGAGCUAGCUGGCUUGUUUUCAAUAUUUCCUUGACAAUUGUUGAUGAAAAUGUAAAAAUUAUUAGAGUUGGAGUAGGAAUCUAAUGAAGAGAGCUCCAAACCUAUAAAUUUUGUAUGAUGAUUGUCAAAACUAUAUGCUAAUGUUUUUACAACAUCAUUUGAUUGAUGUAACAGUUAAAACAGCAGCCUUGAACAGGAUCCUUUUGUGAACAAGAUAAAUUAUCUCAGCUAAUGCGUUCACAUAAAUGUUUGAAAAUGAAAGGCAUGAUAAAUCUGUCUGGAGCCUACACACAGUAGAACUGCCAAACCUUCCACCUGUUAAAGAUUUUAAUGAACAGUUCUUUAUUUAACAGAAGAAAUAAAAUUAAUGCUGCCACUUGGCUUUGCUGAGACUUCCCUUAUCUCAGGCACUCUGAGAUACCAUUUAGCAAAUGCUUCAAAGUGGAGCAACUCUGGUGUUUUAAUUAGAAUUGCAGCAAACUGGCAAAGAAGGCUAUUCAAUUUUAAAUGUGGCUUUUUUGCAGCUCAGCCAUAAAGAUAGGAUUUUUGUUCAAGCCCACAAGGACAGGGUGUUUUGUCAGGAGCCAAAGGAUGCCCAAGCUUAUGUUGUGCUAUGAGUUUAAUGGAAAAUUAUUUCCUCAGAUUUUCUAAAUGGAAGAUAACGUUUCUCAGAAUAAAAAUAAAAAUACUAGGAUGUUUUACUUCUGUAUGCGAGAGAAAGUCGCUGAGUACAUUAAGCCUCGUAUGACAGGGCUUAGUGGAGUUUUUUGCAGCAGCGCAGGAAGGGUUUACUGAAGUCUCCUUUCUGCAGCCUGUUUUCAGAGGGGAAUUAGUAGACGUGGAAUAUGGCAGGCUUGAAACAUGUGCGUAAGGACAAAUGCCAUCCUCUGAGAGUCUACAGAAGACUUACCUGCUGGGUUUUACUGCUUGCUUAAGGACCUGAGAUUGGCAAGGGUUUGGAAGGUUACAGCUUGCUAAAACAUGUUUUCCUGUGCUCUGGAGUGAGUCAUUGCUCUUCUUUUCCAUCCAGGAGCGUGGUGGAUGCUCGUUACCUGGUCUCUUGAUUCACUUACUGUGGACUGGAAAACAUUUCUGACUGAGUGAAUGAAUACUCAACUUGUGGUUAAGCUAUGCCGUGACCAGACGGAAGCUCUCUGAUGUUGUAGAAGGGAUGUAGAUGGCAGAAAGGUGCUGGAAAAAGUAGAAGCAGUAGGUAAGGAGGCAGAGCAGCAAGGGAGAAAGCUAUUAAGAGAUUUCUGAGAUAUGUAGGCAAAAUAUUUUUGGAAUAUACUUAAAGCUUUUUUAAAAAUGAAGAGGUGAGCAUUAGUUGAGAAGAGGUACUCUUGGAAAGAGGUGGAGCUGUGGGUAGCUGGUGACAAUACACAUAUUUAAAGUUGUAAAGGUUUUUGACUGACAGAAGAGAAUUGUUCUCUGCUCAGAUCAGUGAUAGUAGCUAAUAUAAUGGCACUUCAGUGUUGGAACCUGCUUACUUUUCACCUCUCUAACUUAACUUUUCUGUGUGUUUAUUUCGUAGGACUCGCUUUGCUCAGUGUAUGACAAUCAGAAGUAGAGCUAACACAGUGAACUUGCUGUUUGUGUGCAAUGCCACCAAUAUGCUACUGCCAUUUGUGCUGGUAAUGGGCAUGAUCAAUAAUAGCCCUUGGUGGCAUCACAGGGGUUGUAAAAUCAAACCCUUAAAAAAAAAAAAAAAAAAAAAGAAACCUCAUUAAUUAUCUUCAUUGUCUAUUCUGACUUGAACAGGCUUUGAAGCAGCACUUUCCAAUGGCUUAGGUGUAAGAUGGGAAUUCAGGAGUGUUCCUGUUUUUCUUUGGCUGAGCUACAUUUUGUCUCAUCAGACAAAAUAAUGUGACAGUUUUCAUGAGCAGCUCUAAAUGUGAGACACCCCCUUCCCUUUUCUUGUUGUGUCCUAAGCAAUACCUCAGUUACCCAUGACCAUCCCAGCCUCCAGCUGGAGUCAGGAUGCUCAGUAGCUGGUGAGCAUGCUGAAAAUGGGGUCAGUUAGGCUCCAAAGUAAACAUUUUUACUUCCAGAUUUGGUGCACUAAAAUAUCUGACAUCUGUGCCCUGUGAUAUCACUCUGAAGAAAAUAAAUGUGCAAGAGAAAUAAAUGCGCAUCUAAGAAUGCCUUGAACUUCAGGAGCUGUCUCACUUUCAGAAGAGCAGAUCUCAGAGUGCUGGCAGCAGAUGACUGCUAUGAAUUAUUUUCUUUUCUUGUUAGUUGGAGGUAAGGCCCCUUUUCAGCAAGAACUCCAGGGAACAGUCCGGUGGCCAGAGCACCAGUGUGUUUGCCGGAAAACCUGGAGUUCUGUUUUUGCUUACCUACUGUGUGAACUUUGUCUUGGUUUCUUCUCUCACAUAAAUUGCAGUUCAUCUUCUGUUAUUGUAAGGGACACUGUGGUCUUUCCAGCAGACCGUGAAGCCCUUCAUGGGCAUUUAUAUUUUGGUAACUUAUUAGAAUAGCAACAUGGAAUCUAAACUAUUUAUAUUAAUACAUAAUAUGGUGUGGUACAGAGCAGCUGCUACAGUGCAGUUAAUAAUGUUGGCCUCCAGUCACCCUGAAUCCUUUUUUACCCCAUACUGUCUGGCACUCUGCAGGAUGUGCCCCCUGGGGAGGUCGGCACAAAACUUGUCACAAUGUCUCCUGGAAAAGCAUGUGAAUGAUGGUUUGGUGCCUAAGUGUGAAAACCCAUUACUAGCUGUAACUAGCCCAGGUAUAUUCAGUUAUUCUGGCUUUACCUUUACAGAUGAUUGCAAGAUACCAUCAGUGUUAUUAGGAGAAAUGAGUGAAAGUCCAAAUUACGAUUGUCUUAUUUAUUUCUCACAGAAGUAAAUGCCAUCUUUAAAAACGGCGCUUAUUUUUAAAAGACAUAUUUAAUUCAAAAGGUCAUCCCCCCUGCAGUCCCUGGGAAGGCCCAGGAGUGAGUCCUUCUGGGGCCUUUUGGACAUGGGAGGAAGGAGCUGUGUAGUUCAGCUUCAUCAAGGCUUUGGAUAUGGCCUCCUAUAGUGGCCUUAUAACCUUACUACUGAGAUAAGGGCUGGAAAAAUGGACUUUUUUCCAUGGUUACUUUUUGAAUGUAGCCCCUUCCAGCCUGUGUUAGUUUAUGGCUACCUGAUUUUCAUCGUAUGCCUUGUGAAGUCCUUCUGGAGUAGCCCUCCUGUCCUGGCUGUCCAAGGAGUUAAAUAGAAAAGGGAUAUCCAAGGGGGAAACAGUAGGUCAAUUAAACUAGUGUGUGACGGUCCUUGAAUGGUUUUUGCAUUAUCCUAGGUUAAUUUUGUGAUCCAGAUCAGUUGAAGGACUUGCUGCAACUUGAAAGAACUCUGAAUGCAGGAUGCAAGUUGAGGAUUGUUAAGAAACUGUGUGUACAUAAAAACCCCUUGGCCAAACCUGUGCAAACCAAAGCUGCAGAACUGUGUGUGUGUGUAUGUUCUGCAGAACUGAACUGCUCUGAGGUUUGAGGCUGUUGCGAUCCAUUAGUACUUAACUUGAUAUAAACCAGCUCCCAUUUAACCCUGCCUUGAUUUUGAAAUUGAAUAAAUUCGGGGUUUUCUGGCCUUUUUUCUUUCACAGCUAGUAAUUUAAGCAUUGUCCUUGAAAAACACAUCAAAUGAUUGUAUUCUGAACAGACUAACAUAUUUGUAAUGGAAAACUUUUUUUUGUUUGUGCAGUGAAACCUGCAAGACCUACAUAUUCUGCAAAGCUCUUCCUUUCUUCCCUGCAAAUAGGAAUGAGCUAAGGCAAAUUCAGCUAUAGCACUGUGCAGCAACUUCUGGGUGAAAAUGAAUUUGAUUUAUGUUGUCUCUUCAAAAUUCCACCUGAAGUUGUAAAAGUGUGUUUUAAUUCAUAGAUAUAUCUAUGUAGGUAUCUCUUUGGCCCAGGAGUCUAGUUUUUAGAACAAUUUGUUGUCUUGCCAAAAGCAUCACUUUCCACGGCAAACUCAGUGUCUUUAUAAACCCUGUCAGUGUUUUGUAUAUUUGCAUCCAUCAAAUAUCAAACAGUUCAGCUCCUAAGGCAGAUUUUAAUCUGCCAAAGUUCUCUGCUCAAUAUUUAGGCUCCCUAAUAAAAAUAUUUAAGGAAACUUUUCAACACUUUACUAAUACUUUCAAAAAGAAAGUGUGAUUGAGGUGAGUUAUAAAGACGAGAAACUAGAGAAGUCCGGCUUUAAAUUUGAAGCAGAAUAAUAUGCUGAACUGAAAGUAAAACCUGGAAAAAAUACACUGUACGUAAGUUGUACUGCUGAGGAGUAAUUCAUAAUCGCUGAAUCAGAGUUUGCCAGUUGUGUUAAUUGUUCAGAUAGUGCAGAAGACACGACCCUAGUCUCCCUGAGGUAGGAUCACUGCAAAUUAAUGUCAUCCCUUAGACAAGGACCAACAAUUUGUCUUGCACUGGAUGCCAGAAAGCUAAAUGAGAUAUAUAAUUUGUGUCAAUGUGGUAUUUGUAGUCCAGUAGCACUUAUAAGCCAUGCUCAUAAAACAUUUACUACACAGACAAAAUAUAAACAAUGUGUAGAUGUUAAAACAACAAGCAGUAUAUGCAUUAAAAAAAAACUUGGCAAAGAUAACUUUUCCCAUGAAACUCUAAUAUUCUUCCAUGUGAAAUUACAUUUGUUUUUCUUUAAUGAAAAACUGCAGGAUGAUAACUUACAUAGGACAGGCAAACUCCACUGGAAUAUCCUUGCUAGCCAAAAGCCAACAAGCAAAUUCGUGCAGGAAAAGAAGAAACAAGUGGAAUCUUAUUCGUUUUUUGUGUCUUUGCCACCUUUCUUAUGGUGUAAAAGUUGCAUUUUAUGUGUAAUUUCUAGGGAAUCUGCUGCAACUUCAACCUUUACUACAUACUGACCUGUAAAUGAAAUGUUUGCAGGUGGGAUGCUUGGCCAUAUAUAGCUUUCCUGGAAAAAAGCUGUGUGUGUUUGGGUUGGAAAGGAUUUUACUUCUUAAAUUCAACAUGAAAGUCAUAAAACAAACAAAAAACCACAUUGGUGAACAAACUGAUUUGAAUAAUCUGUUUUCUCAAGGCAAGAGCAGUUUUAUGUUAAUAAUUCCUGAUAAAUACUUGUCUUUAUCUGUAUUUGAAGCACUUUAGGAGCUGAAGAUUUCAGCCUCUCAAGCUCUGCAGCUCUUUACUAUUUCUUCUCCUGUUCACAUUGGACCUAGAGAACCAAGGGUACCAUCUUUCUGCCUGGCAACAGAGUAAUUGAGCAUCCCUGCAAUGAAGAAAGUCCAGGAAAGUUCCUUUUUGAAGUUGUUCCAGGAGGAGACCGAGAGCGGAUGACAGCUAAUCAUGAGACGUACCUUCUCAUGGCGAGCACGCAGAAUGACAUGGAGGAUUGGGUGAAAUCCAUUCGCAGGGUUAUAUGGGCACCAUUUGGAGGAGGUAUUUUUGGCCAGAAGCUGGAAGAUACUGUCAGAUACGAAAAGCGAUAUGGGAACCGGCUGGCUCCGAUGUUGGUGGAGCAGUGUGUGGACUUCAUCCGACAGCGGGGGCUAAAGGAAGAAGGCCUUUUUCGACUGCCUGGGCAGGCUAAUCUUGUCAAGGAGCUGCAAGAUGCAUUUGACUGCGGAGAGAAGCCUUCUUUUGACAGCAAUACAGAUGUGCACACGGUGGCAUCACUGCUUAAGCUGUACCUAAGGGAGCUCCCAGAACCAGUCAUACCGUAUGCAAAAUACGACGAUUUUCUUUCCUGUGCCAAAAUGCUCAGCAAGGAGGAAGAAAUGGGCCUGAACGAACUGGUGAAACAAGUGAAGAGCCUGCCAGCUGUCAAUUAUAAUCUACUGAAAUAUAUCUGUAGAUUCCUUGAUGAAGUCCAGUCUUACUCAGGCGUAAACAAAAUGAGCGUGCAAAAUCUGGCUACCGUUUUUGGCCCAAACAUCCUUCGCCCCAAAGUGGAAGAUCCUUUGACUAUCAUGGAGGGUACAGUAGUGGUCCAGCAGCUCAUGUCAGUGAUGAUUAGCAAACAUGAAGAGCUGUUUCCCAGGGAUGCAGACCCUCAGAUGGGACCCGAGUUAUGCAACAACAACAAUGAAAUGCCAAAGAAAGUGGUUGUGGGGCAGCUACAGAACAAAGAAAACAACAACACCAAGGAGACACCAGUGAGGCGCUGCUCUUGGGACAAACCCGAGUCUCCCCAAAGGGGGAGCUUGGACAACGAAUCUCCGACUGCUCAGCCAGGCAGCAAGACAAAUAGCCCCAGGAACAGCGUCCAGAAACCAGAUGUCACCAGAAGCCCACCGCUCAUGGUGAAAAAAAAUCCUGCUUUUAAUAAAGGCAGUGGCAUAGUCACCAACGGGUCCUUCAGCAGCUCUGUGGAGGGCGCUGAGAAGAGCCAGACCUUACCAAACUGUGCCCUGCAAACCAGGAGAACGUCAUCCCUGAAAGGACCAGUGACUAAGAUGGGCACGCACAGCGUGCAGAAUGGAGCGGUGCGGAUGGGUGUUUCCAGCACAGACGGACACAGCAACACCCUCAACAGCCGCACCCCGGGCUGGGUGCCCAAUGGCUACGUCACAAUGAGGGACAACAAGCAGAAGGAGCUGGUGAGUGACUCAGGCCAGCACAACAGGCUUUCUACCUAUGACAAUGUCCACCAACAGUUCUCUAUGGUGAACUCUGAUGAUAAACAGAGCGUGGACAGUGCCACCUGGUCAACGUCCUCCUGUGAAAUAUCACUCCCUGAGAACUCCAACUCCUGUCGUUCAUCCACCACCACCUGCCCCGAGCAGGACUUUUAUGCGGGUAACUUUGAAGACUCUGUGUUGGAUGGACCACCGCAGGAAGACCUCUCUAACACGGGUGACUAUGAGAACAAAAGUGACAGAAGGAGCAUGGGGGGCCACAGCAGCCGAGCCACCAGCAGCAGUGAUAACAGUGAAACGUUUGUGGCCAACAGUACUAACAAUCACAGCGCUCUGCACAGCCUUGUGUCCAGCUUGAAGCAAGAGAUGGCCAAGCAAAAACUAGAGUAUGAGACAAGGAUUAAAAGCUUGGAGCAGAGAAAUCUCACCCUGGAGACAGAAAUGAUGGCCCUACAUGAAGAGCUGGACCAAGAGCGGAAGAAAUUCACGAUGGUAGAAAUCAAAAUGCGUAAUGCAGAACGGGCCAAGGAAGAUGCAGAGAAGAGGAAUGACAUGUUGCAGAAGGAAAUGGAGCAGUUUUUCUCCACUUUUGGAGAACUGACAGUGGAGUCUCGCAGACCAGAAAGAGGCAACACCAUCUGGAUCCAGUGAGCACUGGAGGCGUAGACUGUGGGACUUUGGGAGGGUUUGGGGGUCUUAUACUGUAUCAGGUGGCUGGUCACCUGUCUGAGGCUAGUACUCAACAUAAUGUUAUAAACCCUUGCAGGAAAAAUCCUACAGACAUUAACCACGCAUAUAUACAGUGUGUACUUAUCAAGCUAUAGUCUUUGAACGCUUCAUGAGACUACUGUCAAGUGUUACAACUGGAUACAUGUAUAUAAAUUCAAAAAAAAUCACCUUAGCAAGAGAUGUAUCUCAAGAAAUAUUUUAAUGCGAGUCUUGUAUUUAAAUUGGUAAAUUGAAAUGUUGUUGCAAUCAAGCUUUAUAUCAAGGCUUUUCUCCCUUGCACUUAACAUAAUAAGCUAUUUUUGGCAUUGUGUUACCAUCAGCUUAUUUUGUAUAUCAAAUGUUUGUUUUGUUUUGUUUUGUUACUCCUCUUGCUGGGGAGUGAAGAUAAACAGAUAUAUUAAGGUA